Messenger RNA from Nothoprocta perdicaria, 1753 nucleotides. It is a transcript of the gene ANXA1, whose product is annotated as annexin A1. The record is from RefSeq and is a predicted model, not a curated record. Gene Ontology annotation, cellular component: plasma membrane; cytoplasm. NCBI's taxonomy places the organism in Eukaryota, Metazoa, Chordata, Aves, Tinamiformes, Tinamidae. Gene Ontology annotation, biological process: granulocyte chemotaxis; regulation of hormone secretion; regulation of leukocyte migration. Gene Ontology annotation, molecular function: cadherin binding involved in cell-cell adhesion; phospholipase A2 inhibitor activity; calcium ion binding. The transcript has 13 exons. The coding region runs from base 64 to 1092 and encodes 342 amino acids.
UCUUCUUCCCGGCUGUACCGUCCUGCAAAGUAACAUUUGCGAGGCAAAAGAAAAACCAUCAAMAUGGCUAUGGUAUCAGAAUUUCUGAAGCAGGCAUGGUUCAUGGACAACCAGGAACAGGAAUGUAUUAAAAGUGCAAAAGGUGGCCACCCCAUCCAGUCAUACCCUAACUUCGAUCCAUCAGCUGAUGCAGCUGCUCUUGAUAAGGCUAUUACUGUAAAGGGUGUGGAUGAAGCCACCAUCAUUGAUAUCUUAACCAAAAGAAAAAAUUCUGAGCGCCAGAUGAUCAAAAGUGCCUAUCAGCAGUUGAAGGGAAAGAGUCUGGAAGAUGCCUUGAAAAAAGUUCUGAAAAGUCACCUGGAAGAUGUUGUUGUGGCUUUACUGAAAACUCCAGCUCAGUUUGAUGCUGAAGAAUUAAGGGCCUCUAUGAAGGGGCUUGGAACUGAUGAAGAUACUUUAAUUGAGAUUAUGGCCUCAAGAAACAACAAGGAGAUCAGAGAAGCCAGCAGAUACUACAAAGAAGUGCUGAAGAGAGAUCUGACACAAGAUAUUAUUUCUGACACAUCUGGAGACUUUCAGAAGGCUUUGGUUUCUCUAGCCAAGGGUGAUCGAAGUGAAGAUCCUUAUGUGAAUGAUGAGCUUGCUGACAACGAUGCCAGGGCCUUAUAUGAAGCUGGAGAGAAAAGAAAGGGAACUGACAUUAAUGUGUUUGUUACUCUUCUUACAACAAGAAGCUACCCCCAUCUUCGAAGGGUCUUUCAGAAGUACACUAAAUACAGCCAGCAUGACAUGAACAAGGUACUGGAUUUGGAGCUGAAGGGUGAUAUUGAGAACUGUCUUACUGCCCUUGUGAAAUGUGCCACAAGCAAGCCUGCUUUCUUUGCUGAAAAACUCCACUUGGCGAUGAAGGGUUCUGGGACACGGCACAAAACACUCAUCAGAAUCAUGGUUUCACGCUCUGAGGUGGACAUGCAUGAGAUCAAAGGCUACUACAAGAAACUGUAUGGCAUUUCUCUCUGCCAAGCCAUUAUGGAUGAACUCAAAGGAGAUUAUGAAAACAUCCUUGUGGCUCUAUGUGGGAAGGAAAACUAACAAUUCACUCCCUGUUACUGAUGAUUUUUAUCUUUGCCUUAGCUGUCUAUAAGCAAAAUAUGAGCUAUACACAUCAAGGUUUCUCUGGAGUGGUACUUAGUCCACAUAUGUUACCUGGAAAACCUGUAACCUGGAAUGUAUUUUUGGGGAUUUUUAUUCUGUAUGGCAUGAAUUUAUACCAUUAUUUAUCGAAAGCCAAGGAAAGCUCUCAUAUUUCUGUUUGCUUGAUUAAUCAUGCAAUUGCAAAGUUUUCAUCCAAGUAAAGCAAAUUAAUAUUGAAAAAUAAAUUAACCAGUGUGAGACUUAAUAAUAUGGCACUUUUCUGCAUUUAAUACUACGUUGUCUGCAUACAGUUCAGGGGAGAAACAUCAACAAAUGAUUAGUAUAAUAAAUAAAUAAUGUAACAAAUUUAUGCAAUAUGGCUGAACCUUUCCAUUUUAUUAUUUUCUAUCCAUAUUAUUUUUCCAUUUAUUUCAGCUAAGGUGCAUGAAAACCAAGGAUUAAAAAAUAGCCGAAGAUAACGUCUUAGUAAAUACUUUAUGAAUAUCUUUAAAAAAAAAAAAAAGCUAAUGAUAACCUCUGCUUUUUUGUUAUUGUUUAAAUUACAGAAUAAAGAGGCUUGCUAUGCUGUGUAAAUAGUAAUAAAAUGAAUUGAAAAAUA